GAUGGCAGGAAAGGAUCACAAAGCGCCCGCGGCGCUCUCCCCUGGAAGCCUUCCCCGCCUCCCAGGAGCGGGCAGCCUUCUUCGGCCUUGGGAACCGCGCGCGAGCAGGCUGCCGGGUCCCACCGCGGUCUCUUUUCCCUGACGAGGGAACGACCUUUGCCGGCUGCGAGCUCCCGGGGAGAGGUAACGGCUCCUUCUGAGCUUCUGCGUUGCGAUCAUAUUCGGCUCGGGUGGACACCGCGCGCCCUUUUUCCUCCCCUCAUGAGGCGCCCCCUGCCCCGAAAGGGACUGCCGUUUCUGAUCAGCCUUGCAAACAUGAAUUAUACCCGAUUUCUCACAGCAGUGAGUGCUGCAAGAAAGCCUUCUCCAAUAAGAGUCCUGACUGAACUCAUACAGAAAUCACCACCAUCACUCAUUUCUUUGGCUGGAGGAGCUCCAAACCCUAACACUUUCCCUUUUAAGACUGCAAAGAUCACUGUAGAAGAUGGAAGUACCAUUGAAUUUGGGGAAGAUUUAAUGAAGAGAGCACUUCAAUAUUCUGCCUCAGCAGGGAUUCCAGAGUUGUUGUCCUGGCUGAAAAAGUUCCAGACCAGACUCCACAAGCCCCUCACUGCCCAGUUCAGUCCUGAACAAGGACAAAUGGAUGUAUGCAUCACCACUGGGAGCCAAGAAGGCCUUUGUAAAAUAUUUGAGAUGCUCAUUAACCCUGGAGAUAACAUCCUCUUGGAUACACCUGCUUACCCAGGAACCCUGUCAGCUCUGAGGCCUCUGGGCUGCAACAUUAUUGGCCUGUGCAGUGACCAAUAUGGGCUUAUUCCAGAUUCUCUCCGAGCAGCACUUUCUAAGUGGGAACCAGAGGAUGCACAGAAACCUGAAAGACACACGCCCAAAUUCCUUUACACAGUUCCAAAUGGCAGCAACCCUACAGGAACAUCAUUAACAUAUGAACGCAAAAAGGAAAUAUAUGAGCUGGCAAGAAAAUAUGAUUUUCUCAUCAUAGAAGAUGAUCCAUACUAUUUUCUCCAAUUCAACAAGCCUUGGGCACCAACAUUUCUUUCUAUGGACACUGAUGGUCGUGUCAUCAGAACAGAUUCUUUCUCAAAAAUUCUGUCGUCAGGGUUGAGAAUAGGUUUUAUAACUGGCCCCAAACCUCUGAUUGAUCAAAUUGUUUUGCACACACAAGUUUCAACGAUGCACACCAGCACUUUUACACAGCUGCUGAUAGCCCAGCUUCUUCAACAGUGGGGAGAAGAGGGAUUCCUGAAACACACAGAUAGGGUGAUAGCCUUCUAUAAGCAGCAGCGGGAUGCCAUGUUGGCAGCAGCAGACAAGUGGCUCAAAGGUUUGGCAGAAUGGCAUAUCCCCGAUGCUGGAAUGUUUUUGUGGAUUAAGAUUAAAGGUAUUUCUAAUACAAAACAGCUGAUUAUGGAAAAGGCCUUGCAGAAAGAGGUAUUACUAGUUCCUGGGGAUGCAUUCAGUAUUGAUAUCUCAAAGCCUAGUUCCUAUGUCAGAGCUUCCUUCUCUCUGUCUUCUCCAGAACAAAUGGACCAGGCUUUUCAGAGACUGGCUGAACUUAUAAAAGAAUCUUUAUGAAGGGAAGAAAAAAAAAGAAUCCUUGUACUCAUGGAUUUUCACUGUCGAUUUUUAUAUUUCACAAAGAAGAAAUUGGUGGUGAUAUUAUACCCGCGCUUUGUUAGAGAUUUAAUCACGGAUAUUACAUUCCUGAAAGGCCUUUUAGUGACUGCCAAAAAUUACAAUGCACCAUUAUGAUUUUUUUUUAUAAAAAUGGCUGACUGCAAAGUUGUCUUUUGUUGUUGCUUUGUUUCAAUUAGAUCACAUUCCAAACCCUGCUGCCACCUUUUUUUUUUUUUAGUUGCUUGGAAGUUCUUAAGAACUUUCCUCUGAGUUUAAACUUUCUUGCGUCUAAUGGCAGCUGAAUAGUGAAUUCUAGAUCAAGAAUUCAUCAUUUUGAAAACAUAUUUAGUCAGUCUGAACUUAGGAAAAUUUGAAAGAGAGCAUUUUUUUUUUCAGUGAAAUACUUCAACUUAAAGAUGGUUUAUUUUUUUUUUUACUUGACUUAUGUAGCCUAGAGAUGGGAACUGGUAGAGGGUUAGGGUAACUCCCUUUAUCAUUAUAGUUUGGAACCUUCUCUGCAACUCAAAGUCCUAGAGAGUUGUUUGGGGCACUGAGUUAAAUGAGUUGGCCAGGAUUACAAACUCUGUGUGUGUCAGAAGCACGAUAUAAACCUAGGUCUUCCUGACUUCAAGGCCUACACUCUCCACUAUCCCAUGCUGACUCUCAUGACUUAUUUAAUGUUCAGCAUUAUAAAUUAUUUCCAGUAAGAAAUUGAAUAAUCACCUUGGAGCAGCUAGGUGGCGCAGUGGAUAGAGCACUGGCCCCGAAGUCGGGAGAACCUGAGUUCAAAUCUCACCUCAGACAAUUUCUAGCUGUGUGACCCUAGGCAAGUCACUU
Molecule: messenger RNA, 2472 nt
Organism: Dromiciops gliroides (monito del monte)
Lineage: Eukaryota; Metazoa; Chordata; Mammalia; Microbiotheria; Microbiotheriidae
Gene: AADAT
Product: aminoadipate aminotransferase
Exons: 14
Coding region: 262-1593 (443 amino acids)
Biological process (GO): biosynthetic process
Molecular function (GO): pyridoxal phosphate binding; L-kynurenine:2-oxoglutarate transaminase activity
Source: RefSeq, a predicted model, not a curated record